AUAAUCACAGUUCUGCUCUUGUAACGGAAGCGGACCGGGGUGCGGUAAUUUCCCGCCUUGUUUCGGCGUUCGGAAGCAUGAACGGCAUUCAACUUACUCCUUUCCAACUGUGGCUGCAUGACAGCUUGAGAACGAUGGGUCUAGAUGAUGGCACCUUUGCCCCGUACAUCCAAGCUCUCCUGAUGGAAGCAUCAGAAGGUGGAGUGUAUGAGAAUGGUGGCGUAGAAAUGACAUUGGCAUCCCUUUGUCCACCGGAGCAGGAGCCGCAGUGGAAAUCCUUUUGCCAAGGUUUGCUCCUCUACAGCGCCCAACCACAUCUUCUCUCGGCUUCGGCGGGUCAUUCCCCCCCCUCGGUGGCUUCUUCCCCUGCCAACACCUUGUCUCCCUCCCCCGAGUCGCGCGUGCCGUCCUCCGUCUCCGCAACCACCCUCAACACCUUCUCGCCCGUAUCUUCCACCUCACUCACGGCCUCCCCUUCGCUUCUGUCUUCGUCUUCGCGUCCUUUCCUUCCCAAGCGCCAGCAGUCCCAGGAGCACGGGCAGCAACCAUCAUCCCUUGUAGGGUCAGUGACACACGACCAUGCACCGGGCCGGGAGGAGGACGAUCCUUUCUCCCUCGACACCCUCUCGGCGCGGGUCGCCUCGUCCUGCCUGGGCGAAGACGAAGAGGAGCAGGAGACAGUCGGACCCCCCACGCAGUUUCCGGACGCGCGGCUUGGCCCCCCCGAUCCCCUCUACCCUCAGCCAGCCGAGGCAAGCCGCCACAUGCACGUGGCUCCCAUGGGAGAACAUGGACGGGGACACCUGGGCAGUCUGCAAGCUUCGCCCUCCUUCCACCCCUAUUACUCACCCAUGGCCACCCCCUACCUCCCCGGAGGCCCAUCGAUCGGACCUGGCCCCUUUCCAACCCACACAGCUCCCUGA
Messenger RNA from Nannochloropsis gaditana CCMP526, 923 nucleotides. RefSeq lists its product as uncharacterized. The transcript is spliced from 3 exons. Bases 78 to 923 code for a protein of 281 amino acids. The record is from RefSeq and is a predicted model, not a curated record.